AUGAGCCAGUGCUUACUCGGGAGUCUCCAGCAGUGUGCGCGAGACGCCUCUGUGGGGCACGUGUCGGCCGGCAGUGCUGUGGCAGCUGCCGCCGCGGGCCCCACGUGGCCACUGGCUGGCUGGAUGGGGAGCCGCCAGAGGAGACCUGCAGAGGCGGGGCCGCAGCCAGCAGCCAGCAGCCAGCAGCCAGCUCCCCACCCAGACAGCCACGGCCUCCACAGCAGUGCUGGCGCCGCAGCUGGUGGUGCACGCAGGAGGGCGGCCGGCAGUGCUGUGGCAGCUGCCGCCGCGGGCCCCACGUGGCCACUGGCUGGCUGGAUGGGGAGCCGCCAGAGGAGACCUGCAGAGGCGGGGCCGCAGCCAGCAGCCAGCAGCCAGCAGCCAGCUCCCCACCCAGACAGCCACGGCCUCCACAGCAGUGCUGGCGCCGCAGCUGGUGGUGCACGCAGGAGGGCGGCCGGCAGUGCUGUGGCAGCUGCCGCCGCGGGCCCCACGUGGCCACUGGCUGGCUGGAUGGGGAGCUGCCAGAGGAGACCUGCAGAGGCGGGGCCGCAGCCAGCAGCCAGCAGCCAGCAGCCAGCUCCCCACCCAGACAGCCACGGCCUCCACAGCAGUGCUGGCGCCGCAGCUGGUGGUGCACGCAGGAGGGCGGCCGGCAGUGCUGUGGCAGCUGCCGCCGCGGGCCCCACGUGGCCACUGGCUGGCUGGAUGGGGAGCCGCCAGAGGAGACCUGCAGAGGCGGGGCCGCAGCCAGCAGCCAGCAGCCAGCAGCCAGCAGCCAGCUCCCCACCCAGCCAGCCACGGCCUCCACAGCAGUGCUGGCGCCGCAGCUGGUGGUGCACGCAGGAGGGCGGCAGGCAGUGCUGUGGCAGCUGCCGCCGCGGGCCCCACGUGGCCACUGGCUGGCUGGAUGGGGAGCCGCCAGAGGAGACCUGCAGAGGCGGGGCCGCAGCCAGCAGCCAGCAGCCAGCAGCCAGCUCCCCACCCAGACAGCCACGGCCUCCACAGCAGUGCUGGCGCCGCAGCUGGUGGUGCACGCAGGAGGGCGGCCGGCAGUGCUGUGGCAGCUGCCGCCGCGGGCCCCACGUGGCCACUGGCUGGCUGGAUGGGGAGCCGCCAGAGGAGACCUGCAGAGGCGGGGCCGCAGCCAGCAGCCAGCAGCCAGCAGCCAGCUCCCCACCCAGACAGCCACGGCCUCCACAGCAGUGCUGGCGCCGCAGCUGGUGGUGCACGCAGGAGGGCGGCCGGCAGUGCUGUGGCAGCUGCCGCCGCGGGCCCCACGUGGCCACUGGCUGGCUGGAUGGGGAGCCGCCAGAGGAGACCUGCAGAGGCGGGGCCGCAGCCAGCAGCCAGCAGCCAGCAGCCAGCAGCCAGCUCCCCACCCAGCCAGCCACGGCCUCCACAGCAGUGCUGGCGCCGCAGCUGGUGGUGCACGCAGGAGGGCGGCAGGCAGUGCUGUGGCAGCUGCCGCCGCGGGCCCCACGUGGCCACUGGCUGGCUGGAUGGGGAGCCGCCAGAGGAGACCUGCAGAGGCGGGGCCGCAGCCAGCAGCCAGCAGCCAGCAGCCAGCUCCCCACCCAGACAGCCACGGCCUCCACAGCAGUGCUGGCGCCGCAGCUGGUGGUGCACGCAGGAGGGCGGCCGGCAGUGCUGUGGCAGCUGCCGCCGCGGGCCCCACGUGGCCACUGGCUGGCUGGAUGGGGAGCCGCCAGAGGAGACCUGCAGAGGCGGGGCCGCAGCCAGCAGCCAGCAGCCAGCAGCCAGCUCCCCACCCAGACAGCCACGGCCUCCACAGCAGUGCUGGCGCCGCAGCUGGUGGUGCACGCAGGAGGGCGGCCGGCAGUGCUGUGGCAGCUGCCGCCGCGGGCCCCACGUGGCCACUGGCUGGCUGGAUGGGGAGCCGCCAGAGGAGACCUGCAGAGGCGGGGCCGCAGCCAGCAGCCAGCAGCCAGCAGCCAGCAGCCAGCUCCCCACCCAGCCAGCCACGGCCUCCACAGCAGUGCUGGCGCCGCAGCUGGUGGUGCACGCAGGAGGGCGGCAGGCAGUGCUGUGGCAGCUGCCGCCGCGGGCCCCACGUGGCCACUGGCUGGCUGGAUGGGGAGCCGCCAGAGGAGACCUGCAGAGGCGGGGCCGCAGCCAGCAGCCAGCAGCCAGCAGCCAGCUCCCCACCCAGACAGCCACGGCCUCCACAGCAGUGCUGGCGCCGCAGCUGGUGGUGCACGCAGGAGGGCGGCCGGCAGUGCUGUGGCAGCUGCCGCCGCGGGCCCCACGUGGCCACUGGCUGGCUGGAUGGGGAGCCGCCAGAGGAGACCUGCAGAGGCGGGGCCGCAGCCAGCAGCCAGCAGCCAGCAGCCAGCUCCCCACCCAGACAGCCACGGCCUCCACAGCAGUGCUGGCGCCGCAGCUGGUGGUGCACGCAGGAGGGCGGCCGGCAGUGCUGUGGCAGCUGCCGCCGCGGGCCCCACGUGGCCACUGGCUGGCUGGAUGGGGAGCUGCCAGAGGAGACCUGCAGAGGCGGGGCCGCAGCCAGCAGCCAGCAGCCAGCAGCCAGCUCCCCACCCAGACAGCCACGGCCUCCACAGCAGUGCUGGCGCCGCAGCUGGUGGUGCACGCAGGAGGGCGGCCGGCAGUGCUGUGGCAGCUGCCGCCGCGGGCCCCACGUGGCCACUGGCUGGCUGGAUGGGGAGCCGCCAGAGGAGACCUGCAGAGGCGGGGCCGCAGCCAGCAGCCAGCAGCCAGCAGCCAGCAGCCAGCUCCCCACCCAGCCAGCCACGGCCUCCACAGCAGUGCUGGCGCCGCAGCUGGUGGUGCACGCAGGAGGGCGGCAGGCAGUGCUGUGGCAGCUGCCGCCGCGGGCCCCACGUGGCCACUGGCUGGCUGGAUGGGGAGCCGCCAGAGGAGACCUGCAGAGGCGGGGCCGCAGCCAGCAGCCAGCAGCCAGCAGCCAGCUCCCCACCCAGACAGCCACGGCCUCCACAGCAGUGCUGGCGCCGCAGCUGGUGGUGCACGCAGGAGGGCGGCCGGCAGUGCUGUGGCAGCUGCCGCCGCGGGCCCCACGUGGCCACUGGCUGGCUGGAUGGGGAGCCGCCAGAGGAGACCUGCAGAGGCGGGGCCGCAGCCAGCAGCCAGCAGCCAGCAGCCAGCUCCCCACCCAGACAGCCACGGCCUCCACAGCAGUGCUGGCGCCGCAGCUGGUGGUGCACGCAGGAGGGCGGCCGGCAGUGCUGUGGCAGCUGCCGCCGCGGGCCCCACGUGGCCACUGGCUGGCUGGAUGGGGAGCUGCCAGAGGAGACCUGCAGAGGCGGGGCCGCAGCCAGCAGCCAGCAGCCAGCAGCCAGCUCCCCACCCAGACAGCCACGGCCUCCACAGCAGUGCUGGCGCCGCAGCUGGUGGUGCACGCAGGAGGGCGGCCGGCAGUGCUGUGGCAGCUGCCGCCGCGGGCCCCACGUGGCCACUGGCUGGCUGGAUGGGGAGCCGCCAGAGGAGACCUGCAGAGGCGGGGCCGCAGCCAGCAGCCAGCAGCCAGCAGCCAGCAGCCAGCUCCCCACCCAGACAGCCACGGCCUCCACAGCAGUGCUGGCGCCGCAGCUGGUGGUGCACGCAGGAGGGCGGCCGGCAGUGCUGUGGCAGCUGCCGCCGCGGGCCCCAUGUGGCCACUGGCUGGCUGGAUGGGGAGCCGCCAGAGGAGACCUGCAGAGGCGGGGCCGCAGCCAGCAGCCAGCAGCCAGCAGCCAGCUCCCCACCCAGACAGCCACGGCCUCCACAGCAGUGCUGGCGCCGCAGCUGGUGGUGCACGCAGGAGGGCGGCCGGCAGUGCUGUGGCAGCUGCCGCCGCGGGCCCCACGUGGCCACUGGCUGGCUGGAUGGGGAGCCGCCAGAGGAGACCUGCAGAGGCGGGGCCGCAGCCAGCAGCCAGCAGCCAGCAGCCAGCAGCCAGCUCCCCACCCAGCCAGCCACGGCCUCCACAGCAGUGCUGGCGCCGCAGCUGGUGGUGCACGCAGGAGGGCGGCCGGCAGUGCUGUGGCAGCUGCCGCCGCGGGCCCCACGUGGCCACUGGCUGGCUGGAUGGGGAGCUGCCAGAGGAGACCUGCAGAGGCGGGGCCGCAGCCAGCAGCCAGCAGCCAGCAGCCAGCAGCCAGCAGCCAGCUCCCCACCCAGCCAGCCACGGCCUCCACAGCAGUGCUGGCGCCGCAGCUGGUGGUGCACGCAGGAGGGCGGCCGGCAGUGCUGUGGCAGCUGCCGCCGCGGGCCCCACGUGGCCACUGGCUGGCUGGAUGGGGAGCUGCCAGAGGAGACCUGCAGAGGCGGGGCCGCAGCCAGCAGCCAGCAGCCAGCAGCCAGCAGCCAGCAGCCAGCUCCCCACCCAGCCAGCUACGGCCUCCACAGCAGUGCUGGCGCCGCAGCUGGUGGUGCACGCAGGAGGGCGGCCGGCAGUGCUGUGGCAGCUGCCGCCGCGGGCCCCACGUGGCCACUGGCUGGCUGGAUGGGGAGCUGCCAGAGGAGACCUGCAGAGGCGGGGCCGCAGCCAGCAGCCAGCAGCCAGCAGCCAGCAGCCAGCAGCCAGCUCCCCACCCAGCCAGCUACGGCCUCCACAGCAGUGCUGGCGCCGCAGCUGGUGGUGCACGCAGGAGGGCGGCCGGCAGUGCUGUGGCAGCUGCCGCCGCGGGCCCCACGUGGCCACUGGCUGGCUGGAUGGGGAGCUGCCAGAGGAGACCUGCAGAGGGUCGUGAAACUGUUGUUAGCAGACUGGCUGUGUCCGCAGUGCAACACAAGAGAUGCCGUAUACAGGACAGAGGGGAGUUGGGUACAUCUACUCCUCACACAGCGCCCCCUGAAGUGAGUCUGUUGGUUGCUGUAUACUGUAGUGCUGACUCCUGCUCUACUGGUGGGAUCGAUGGUGCGAAAAAGGAUUUUGAGAUAGCUGAUGUGUGUCCUAGCAUCUUCCAGAAACAUACAGGCGUGGGGCAGUCAUUGGGAUUUCUGGUGUUGCAAUGA
Messenger RNA from Schistocerca americana (American grasshopper), 4995 nucleotides. RefSeq names its product collagen alpha-1(I) chain-like. The transcript is spliced from 2 exons. Lineage: Eukaryota; Metazoa; Arthropoda; Insecta; Orthoptera; Acrididae. The record is from RefSeq and is a predicted model, not a curated record. Bases 1 to 4995 code for a protein of 1664 amino acids.